Messenger RNA from Balaenoptera acutorostrata (minke whale), 3035 nucleotides. It is a transcript of the gene CSNK1G3, whose product is annotated as casein kinase 1 gamma 3. Lineage: Eukaryota; Metazoa; Chordata; Mammalia; Artiodactyla; Balaenopteridae. The transcript has 14 exons. The record is from RefSeq and is a predicted model, not a curated record. Bases 611 to 1981 code for a protein of 456 amino acids. Gene Ontology annotation, biological process: positive regulation of canonical Wnt signaling pathway; signal transduction; peptidyl-serine phosphorylation. Gene Ontology annotation, cellular component: cytoplasm; plasma membrane; nucleus. Gene Ontology annotation, molecular function: ATP binding; protein serine/threonine kinase activity.
CGCCGAUCCGGAUGCCCGAGGCAGAAGGAUGUUUGACCUCCGGAUAAGCGAGGCGCCGCUGUGCAUUCAUUCCCGGCUGCAUUGGUGGCGACAGCCGCGGCCCGGGCGGCGACUCUCCGGCCAGAGGCGGCGGUAGGACGCACCGGCAGUAGUGCGGGGACCGAGUCCGAGCUGCGUUAUCUCCCUCGCUCGUUCCUUCCCCCCUACCUCGCUCGCUCCCUCCCUGCGUGCCUCGCUUUCCUCCUCCGGCCGCCGGCGGGUGCGAUGUGCCGCCGCCGCUGCCCCAGCCGCCGCUGACUGACGGACCGGGGGGCGCCGCCCGCGCCCGGGACCGACCCGCCACUUGCGGCCGCGCCUUUGAGGUCACUAUCAAUAUUAGCUCACAUCAUUGAAAAGAUAAUUUUGAAGACAUGUUUUGCUGAAAAGAAAACUGAGAAAAAUUUUACGAAUGGGAUGAACACGCACCAGUUAAUUGACUACCUACUGCAAUUUGAAUGUUAACAUUACCCACCUGGUACAGUUACUUAGUGAUGUACCUAUUCUCACGAUACCCUAUUUCAGUGUGCUCGUCUUGAUUAAAGAAUUCAAAGUGGAGUACCGCAAACUUGAUAUGGAUAAUAAAAAGAAAGACAAGGACAAAUCAGAUGAUAGAAUGGCACGACCCAGUGGUCGGUCAGGACACAACACUCGAGGAACUGGUUCUUCAUCCUCUGGAGUUUUAAUGGUUGGACCUAACUUUAGAGUCGGAAAAAAAAUUGGAUGUGGGAAUUUUGGAGAAUUACGAUUAGGGAAAAAUUUAUACACAAAUGAAUAUGUGGCAAUUAAACUGGAGCCCAUGAAAUCCAGAGCACCACAGCUACAUUUGGAAUACAGAUUCUACAAGCAGUUAGGAUCUGGAGAUGGUAUACCUCAAGUUUACUAUUUUGGCCCUUGUGGGAAAUACAACGCUAUGGUGCUGGAACUGCUGGGACCUAGUUUGGAAGAUUUGUUUGAUUUGUGUGACAGAACAUUUUCUCUUAAAACGGUUCUCAUGAUAGCUAUCCAACUGAUUUCUCGCAUGGAGUAUGUCCAUUCAAAGAACUUGAUAUACAGAGAUGUAAAGCCUGAGAACUUCUUAAUAGGACGACCAGGAAACAAAACCCAGCAAGUUAUUCAUAUUAUAGAUUUUGGUUUGGCAAAGGAAUAUAUUGAUCCAGAGACAAAGAAACACAUACCAUACAGAGAACAUAAGAGCCUUACAGGAACAGCUAGAUACAUGAGCAUAAACACACAUUUAGGAAAAGAACAAAGUCGAAGAGAUGACUUAGAAGCUUUAGGUCAUAUGUUCAUGUAUUUUCUGAGAGGCAGUCUUCCUUGGCAAGGUUUAAAGGCUGACACAUUAAAAGAGAGGUAUCAGAAAAUUGGAGAUACAAAACGAGCCACACCAAUAGAAGUGUUAUGUGAAAAUUUUCCAGAAGAAAUGGCAACAUAUCUUCGUUAUGUAAGAAGGCUAGAUUUUUUUGAAAAACCAGACUAUGACUACCUAAGAAAACUUUUUACUGACUUGUUUGAUCGAAAAGGGUAUAUGUUUGAUUAUGAAUAUGACUGGAUUGGUAAGCAGUUGCCUACUCCAGUGGGUGCAGUUCAGCAAGAUCCUGCUCUGUCAUCAAACAGAGAAGCACAUCAACACAGAGAUAAGAUACAACAAUCCAAAAAUCAGUCGGCAGACCACAGGGCAGCUUGGGACUCCCAGCAGGCAAAUCCCCAUCAUUUGAGAGCUCACCUUGCAGCAGACAGACAUGGUGGCUCGGUACAGGUUGUAAGUUCUACAAAUGGAGAAUUAAACACAGAUGACCCUACUGCAGGACGUUCAAAUGCACCUAUCACAGCCCCUACGGAAGUAGAAGUGAUGGAUGAAACCAACUGCCAGAAAGUGUUGAACAUGUGGUGCUGCUGUUUUUUCAAACGAAGGAAAAGGAAAACCAUACAGCGCCACAAAUGACUCUGGACACAGACAGAUCAUGGGGAGUUACUUACGUGUUCAUCUGCUGUCUUGUGAUUAAAAUCAUCUCUAUAGUGACCACAUAUAUUUUCAAGGACUCACUGUUAGAAACAAAAAUGUCAUACUUUCAUACUUCAUUUUGUGGUUGUCUUACAUUCGUAUUUUUUUCUAAUUUAACUUUUAUGGAAGCUUUAAAGUUUUGUCAAAACAUGAGUGCUUUGCCCAUCAUUGAAUGGAAUGGACCAAUGAGGUGGUAUUGAUGAAUUACAGUUCUGUAGAACAUUUUUCAGAAGCUCUCCUCCUGUUGUAGAAAGCAGUACAGUAUCUUAAAUGUCAACCAGUUAUAUACCUAAUCUGGUUUUUAUAACUUCUGUAAGAGAAUAAUCAAAGAGGAAUUUUCUCCCCAGUGGAUAAUGCAACAGAGAAAACAGAGUUGCCCAAAUAUUUAAAAGAAGUUAUCCCUUGAGAAGAUCAUUAUCUGUGUGACAUCUGCAUUGAUUUCACUGUUACUGACGGUACUGCUAUUCAUGAGUCAUAUUAACAUUCUCUCUGUGAAAUCAUGGUACAGUUACUGCCCAGAGGUACUGAGGAAAAAGCUCUAUGGGUUUGGUAGAUGGUAGUGGUAAAAUGAAUCACAAGUAGUGUGGUAAAUAUGAGCUCUGCUUUUGUUGCACCACUAUGUGAAGUACAGUGUUGCCGAAGUGGCAAAAGCGCUUAUUUUUUAAAAAUGCAAAAUAUCUGUAUAAUGUAACUUUAUGCUUCCAGUUAAUAAUGUAUGUUAGACAGCAAGAAAUGAAUACUUUGAGAAGUGAGAUAUGUUGGAGUUUUUUGAAAAGUACACUAAGGAGAAGGAAUAAAUGUGAAUCUCACCGCAUCAUAUGAGGCUGAAGUCUAAGGAGAUCCCACUGAAACCUGCUGCUGAACGAUUACCUUCUCCUUAAGCAGAAAACUUUGGAUGUGCCACACAAUGGUGUCUGUUUAUUAAUUAUUUGCCCUUUGAUUUAAAAAAAAAGACCCUCAGCAAUAAAAGCGGGGUCACUCUAUUGCCCUCUGC